UGUAAAAUAAGAGACUUUUUUUAAUAUUUUCAAUAUUAUUAGAUGGCAUAGUUAAAUUUGUAGUUUUGACAAAAAAAAUUGCAAAUCGAUUUGGAUGAAAUUAAAAAUCAUUUUACAAUGGAUUUGUUGACACCAAAAAUAGAAAUUUUUAUUGAGGAUCAUGAUGAAUCAAUGAUUGAUGAUAAAAUAUACGAUAAAAACAAUUCAAGCAGCGGGCUGACAACGAAAAUUACCAUCGAUAAGGAUAUUAAAGAAGAAAUCCAAGCGUCACCGGUCAAAUACAAAAAAAAACGUCAACAAUGCCCAAAAUGUUCAGUGACAUAUUCAAAGCGUGAAUAUUUGUCGAAACACAUGAAAACGGAACACAACAUAGUUUUGGAAAAGAAAAGACCUGGCCGGGUAUCACAAUUUCGACAAAACAAUGAGGAUGAUCCACGUCCAUACAAAUGUGAUCAAUGUGUUAAAGAAUAUACAAAAUCAAAGCAUUUGGCAAGACAUAGGCGUACACAUUUAGAAAAGAAACGUUGCAAUGAAUGCAAUGAGAUUUGCAGUAAUUAUGCCGAUCAUAUGCUGAAAAAGCAUGGUAUCGAUUUACCACGACCGUUUUCAUGUGAUAUAUGUCAUAAAACCUAUCGAACAAAAACUCACAUUCAAUCACAUAUGCGAAUACAUCGAACAGCUAGUCGUGUAUUUACGUGCACCGUAUGCCCGAAGAGUUUUUGUUUUGCAACCGAUUUGAGGAAGCACAUGAAAUCACAUUCACAAAAUCGUUCGGUAAUUUGUGAUAUUUGCGGUGAUGCAUUCAAAUCAGCCGAUACAUUGAAGUGUCACAUGAGGCGACAUACAGGGGAAAGACCAUAUAAAUGUUCACAGUGUCCGCGGGCCUUCAGCACGAGCAAUAGUUUAGAUAUACACUUUCGUACGCACACCGGAGAAAAACCCUUUCAAUGUGAAUUUUGUCCAAAACGAUUCAGUGAUUCAUCGACGUUGCUCGUACACAAAAGACUACACACAAAUGAAAAUCCCUACAUUUGCCAUUUGUGUGGCCGUCGUACAAAGCAAGCGAGUAAUUUACGAUCCCACUAUAAACACUUCCAUAAGAAUAAUGAUAUAUCGGGACGUCAAAUUCGAUUAAAUUCCCGAAUAUUUAAUCGCUUUUCGCAAAACGAAAUUGAUGCUCAAUUACAAGAAUCGGGUGAUUUGAUGGCUUUAUUGGAGCGCGGCAUGCUGGAAUUUGAUCGCGAAGAGAAAGAAAAAAAUAGCCAAAUUGAAAAGGCAUUACAGGUGAUGAGUGCGCCGCAAGUCAGAAAUGCGGAAAAUAAACUUAGUAAAACUGAAGUCAAUUCAAUUGACCAUGUUGAAGUAAAAUAUGAAGAGAUUAGAUCUGAAGUACAAUCGUCAAUCACUGAACAAUGUUCAGCUGACAUAUCAAAUGUGAUUCCUGAUUUAAAACGACAAACGGCUUCGCCGACAAUUUUAAAUGACAAUUAUUCUGAAGACAUAAAAUAUGAAUAUGAUUCCGUUGAAAUUUUAACGAACAAAGAUAUGUUGAAUAUUGAAAGUGUUUUUAUAGAGGAUUCAGAAUGUCCACAACCGUCAACUGAAGACUUUUUCAUCGAUGAUAUUAAAAAAGAGACCAAUUUAAAUGACGAUUACAUCGAUGAUCAAUGGGUGCUUGAUAGUUAUACCAACCAUCCGUCACCAUUACCAUUCGAAAUUAUCAAGUAUGAAUCAUUCUGUGGCAAAGACGAACCGAAAACAGAAAUAAUAUCAUCAACAAGUGAUAGCAUUAAGAAUAAGCAAACUAAAAUUAAACAGAAAAAGGGUGAAAAGGAGAAACACAAAACACCACCGAAAGUCAGUGCUGCAAAGACAGAAAUGGAAAAAUGUAUACCAUGCAAUCGAAAAUUUCAUGAUAUAGCCAAACAUUGGGUGCAAUUUCAUUCAGGUAUUGAGCGACCGUAUCAAUGUUUCAUUUGUCAUCGGUAUUAUAAACGAUUCGAGCAUCUGAAGUAUCAUAUGAGAACCCAUGGUGAUGAACGAAAUUACGUGUGUCACAUAUGUGGCAAUGCAUUCUUUUUAAGCAAUGAAUUGAGAAAGCAUAUUAUGAAUCGACAUCAAGUUGAACGACCCUUUAAAUGUACAUUUCAACAAUGUAAAAAAUGCUUUAAAAAUCAUCAUGCGCUCAAUGUACACAUGAGAACGCACACCGGCGUUAAACCACAUCAGUGUUCUAUUUGUUCGGAAGCAUUUGCCGCACUGAGUUCGUUGAAGAUCCAUGAGAGAAAACAUACGGGUGAAAAGCCAUAUAAGUGCAAAUUUUGUAAAAAAGCAUUCGCCGAUUGUUCAACACAUAAGCAACAUGUCCGAAUCCACACCGGUGAUAAGCCGUAUCAGUGCAGUUUAUGUGAUCGACGUACGGCUCAAGCGGGAAAUUUGAAAUCACACUAUCGACACUAUCAUAAAAUAAUUGUAAAAAGUGUCAGCAUGUAUGUGGAUAAUUCACCAUCGGUGUCAAUUGCUCAAGAAAUUCAACGUAAUCCAUAUGAAAGGAGUCAUGUCACCCCGUAUACAUUGACCGAUCCAACUCGACAAAUCGAAGAAUAAUCUUUUUAUAUGUUUAUCAUAUCAAUUGUUUUAAAGACAACAUUUAAAUGGUAAAUUAUGUUGUGAGAUUGCUGCAUGACAGUAAUUUAAUUUAUAAAUUCACUUGAGCAAAUAAUAAAUAUGUCAAGUAACUAAACGAAA
Messenger RNA from Contarinia nasturtii (swede midge), 2748 nucleotides. RefSeq names its product zinc finger protein 431-like. Gene Ontology annotation, molecular function: DNA-binding transcription factor activity, RNA polymerase II-specific; RNA polymerase II cis-regulatory region sequence-specific DNA binding. Gene Ontology annotation, biological process: regulation of DNA-templated transcription. NCBI's taxonomy places the organism in Eukaryota, Metazoa, Arthropoda, Insecta, Diptera, Cecidomyiidae. The record is from RefSeq and is a predicted model, not a curated record. The transcript has 7 exons. Bases 118 to 2607 code for a protein of 829 amino acids.